Messenger RNA from Drosophila subpulchrella, 468 nucleotides. RefSeq names its product submaxillary gland androgen-regulated protein 3A. The transcript has a single exon. The record is from RefSeq and is a predicted model, not a curated record. Bases 27 to 332 code for a protein of 101 amino acids. Lineage: Eukaryota; Metazoa; Arthropoda; Insecta; Diptera; Drosophilidae.
CAGUCAGUAGUUAGCCAUCGGUCGAGAUGCCACCACCAGGACGUGGAUACGGAGGACCGCCACCCAGGGGACCCGGAAUCGCCUACGGACCACCGCCCCCGCGCGUUAAUGUCGGCAUCAAUAUCGGCGGACCACCACCUCCUCCUCGGAUGGGGGUGGGCAUCGGGUAUAUGCCACCGCCGCCGCCAGCUGUGAUCAUCGGAGCACCACCGCCGCCACCCGUGGUCAUGAUGCCACCCCCGAGACCCACCGUGGUGGUGGGUGCCCAGCCCCCAAUGGCCACUGUAUAUGCCCAGCCCCAGGGAGAGGUUUUCUGCUGCACGAUUCUCUGAUGGCGAUUCGAAAAUGGAAAAUACGAAAUGGAAAACUGUGCUUCUAUAUAGAAUUAUUAACUACGUGUGUACGCCCUAACAUAGUGAAAUAAAAUAGUUUGGUUUUAGUCAAUUAAAGUUUUUAUUCACAAAAAGA